This is a messenger RNA of Lottia gigantea (owl limpet), 279 nucleotides long. RefSeq lists its product as hypothetical. The transcript has a single exon. Gene Ontology annotation, molecular function: protein dimerization activity; RNA polymerase II cis-regulatory region sequence-specific DNA binding; DNA-binding transcription factor activity, RNA polymerase II-specific. Lineage: Eukaryota; Metazoa; Mollusca; Gastropoda; Lottiidae. The annotation marks the transcript as partial. Gene Ontology annotation, biological process: muscle organ development; regulation of transcription by RNA polymerase II; positive regulation of myoblast differentiation. The record is from RefSeq and is a predicted model, not a curated record.
GAUGACAGUGAUGGGCAUGUACCUCAUGUUUUAGCCCCGGGGUACCAUGGCCCUAAUAGACGAUGUUUAUUGUGGGCAUGCAAGGCUUGUAAGAAAAAGACUGUAACGAUCGAUCGUCGUAAGGCAGCGACCAUGAGGGAACGCCGUCGGUUACGGAGAGUUAACGAAGCGUUUGAAGUUUUAAAAAGACGUACGUGUCCCAAUCCGAAUCAGAGACUACCCAAAGUUGAAAUUUUACGAAAUGCUAUAGACUAUAUUGAAAGUUUGGAAGACUUAUUA